This is a messenger RNA of Mizuhopecten yessoensis (Yesso scallop), 6643 nucleotides long. Its product is annotated as ras-related protein Rab-23-like. NCBI's taxonomy places the organism in Eukaryota, Metazoa, Mollusca, Bivalvia, Pectinida, Pectinidae. The transcript has 8 exons. Gene Ontology annotation, molecular function: GTP binding; GTPase activity. Bases 392 to 1165 code for a protein of 257 amino acids. The record is from RefSeq and is a predicted model, not a curated record.
UUCCGAAGAAACGGGCACCUGCCAUUGACUUCUGAUUGGAACAGACAGUUAAGUAAAGUUUUGAAUUAACUGUCACGACGGCAUAUUCCCCAGAUCUUGCGUGUAAUGAUGUACAGUACCGAUACAUCAAUGUGAUGGAGCCGGAGGAGACCUGUACCUUACCUAUAACGUAUCAACGUGAUGUACGCCCAGAACCUAUAUCACAGGAUUUAGCGUGGACCAUUAGCAUCAGAAGGAUGUGAAAACCAAUAUCGUGUCAUGUGAUAUUGACUAGGUAUUCUGUGUUGUACUGAUUAUAUAGUGUAUUUUAUACAAAACUAAUAUGUGCGACCUCGACCUGUGCAACCAUUUCUUGCGUAACUUUGAGCUGUGUGACCUGUAAAUUGUAACCAUGCGGGAAGAGGAUAUGGAGACGGCCAUCAAGGUCGUCAUUGUAGGUAACGGGGCGGUGGGCAAGUCCAGCAUGAUCCAGCGCUACUGUAAAGGAAUCUUCACCAAGGAAUACAAGAAGACCAUCGGAGUGGACUUCCUGGAGCGACAGUUAGAAGUAAACAAUGAGGAUGUGAGAUUGAUGUUGUGGGAUACUGCUGGACAGGAGGAGUUUGAUGCCAUUACCAAGGCUUAUUAUAGAGGAGCCCAGGCAUGUGUGCUGGCGUUUUCCACCGUCGAUCGUGACUCGUUUGACGCUGUUGAAUCAUGGAAGAAAAAGGUAGAAGAUGAGGUGGGGGAGAUUGGAAUGGUCAUUAUCCAGAAUAAGAUUGACCUCAUCGAUGAUACAGUGGUGAACGAUGAAGAGGCAGAGGAUCUGGCCAAGCGUCUACGACUACGCUUCUACAGGACAUCUGUCAAGGAGAAUCUCAAUGUGGAAGAGGUUUUCCGGUACCUUUCUGAGAAGUACUUAGACCAAAUCAACUGCGAAGUGGAGGAACCAGAGACUAAGAUUGCCAUUGGUCAAGGGCUAAUGGACGGUGGUGGUAUAACCAACAAUUCCAAGGAUAAAGACAGUUCAAAAAGUAAGAACAAAAAAAUUGGAAAUGGUAAAACUUCAAACAAACAUCGGUUCAAACUGCGGAAUGGUGAGGAUUCAACAAUUAAACUAGAACCCAGCAAACGGAGGACACGGGGCAAAAAGGCAAUCGUGACUGCAAAGUGUGUCAUAUUAUAGAAUCCUAGUGAGAGGUACUGCCUCGCCAUCAAACCAAAGGGGCAGCAUCGAUGUUACACCAGCCAAUGGAGUCUUCAUCUGAUCAUGUGACUAAUUUCAGGAGCCAAUCGGAGAACAGGUUGCUUCACAACGACUUUCUGAAGUGUUCAUACCGUGUAUUUAUUUUCUGAAUCAGUAACUUUGUUCAUUAUUUUGUUUUCAAGUUUUUUUGUGGUGUAAAAUAUGUUAUAUUCUAUAGAAAAUGGUUACCAAGUCUAAAUUAAGAUAACCCUUGGUUUUACAUUCUGAUCAUAGAUAAGUUACUGUAAAUCUCUGUUUCCGUUUUCACAGUUGUAGGUUCAGCAACUCAUAUGCAAGGGUUUUAAUUCAUGAAAGAACAACUCAGUAAAAUAUGUUGGAAUCAGGUGUCAUUUGAUAUAAAGCGAAUAUACAAUUGGCUUUUCUUUAGACUAUAUGCGAAAAUAUGUGUAAGUUUACAUUGUUUAGCUCACAACAGGAGUCAUCAUAAACUACUUUAUCUGUAUUAACCCACGUUCUGUUUCGAUGUUCAAAUUCCUACAACUCUGAACAGGAUUGCAGACAAAUAAUGCAUGUUUUCACAAUAUAAAUAUUUGUCUCUAAUCCUAUAUCAGAAUUAUAGGGACCAUAACUUGGAAUGGAAUGCAGUUUAAUACUUAUAUUCUUUAUUUUGAGGUAUCAUCAAUGCUUCGGUUUCCUUUUAAAUUUGAGGUAGAUCUUAAAUAAAUAAAGUGGGUAUCAGCCUGCUAUCUCCAAUCUUCAUACUUGCCAACUCUCCCUAUUUUGGAGGUGAAGAUGUCAUUCUAAAGUGAUUUUUACCUAGGGGAAUAUACACAUAUUUUAUUUAAUAUAUCAAAUCAAAACAGUUUUCUAUGUCAUAAGAGAGUAAAAAUGCAAUCCAGCAAGAUUGGAAUUCAAACCUUAGAUUACAGACUUCUAAAAUGUUGCUCCAACCAGAAGGGCUACCUAGUCAACAUUAUUCCUCUGAUCCAAUCCCACUACAUGUAUAGACAAUAAAGGGCGGGUUAUAGUGCUCAUGUAUUAAAAACUAUAGUGGAAUUAAAAAUUAAAUCUGCAUUUGGACAAGGAUCCUUCAAGACUCUUAGGUUACAGACCAACAACAUACAAUACAUUCCAUAUAUUGUAGAUUCACCUUAAAUCAAUCACUUGCUGGAAAAUUUAAACCUGUAUAGUGCUUGCUGUUGGUGUAAGUCUUUAUUAUCAACCAUUUUCAUCAGCAUGCAAACCGUUCACCCAUUUCCCAACUUAUCAUGCAUCAAACUUUUACAAAAGCCAAACAUGUACAGUACCCUGAUUACCAAAACUAUACAUAAAGAAAAUGAAGAGAGCCUUUUUAACUAUUUUCUUAAAGUGAGUGUUCAUUUUGAUUUGCACAGUCAUGAAAAUGUUUGAUAAUAAAUUACUGAUGACAUCUUACGGGAAAAAAUGUCUAUGCUUCCUGCAAUAUAUUCUUGUUGAGUAAAAUAAGCCUUUUGUAUGUGACUUCCUGUCAGAUGUACAUAGUUAUAAUUGCUAAAUGAAUAAACGAAAACACAACUUUGGAUUACUUGCCAGAAUUAUAAACAAAUUAUCCUGUACAUUGAUACUGUACCUGUGCCAUUAUGUACCUAGAAUCGUAGUAAUUGAUUGACUUUGUUUUGUUAAAUGAUACAUUUAAAACAGCCGAUGAGAGAUGUGUAACACAGCUGAUGAGAGUUGUGUUACACGGCUGGUGAAAGAGGUGUUACACAGCUGGUGAGAGAUGUGUUACACAGCUGAUGAGAGUUGUGUUACACACUGAUGAGAGUUGUGUUACACAGCUGAUGAGAGUUGUGUUACACAGCUGAUGAGAGUUGUGUUACGCAGCUGAUGAAAGUUGUGUUACACAGCUGAUGAGAGUUGUGUUACACAGCUGAUGAGAGUUGUGUUACACAGCUGAUGAGAGAUGUAUAACACAGCUGAUGAGAGAUGUAUAACACAGCUGAUGAGGGUUGUGUUACACAGCUGGUGAGAGUUGUACAUGUGUAACACGGCUGGUUAGAGUUGUGUUACACGGCUGGUGAGAAAUGUGUUACACGGCUGGUGAGAGAUGUGUUACACAGCUGAUGAGAAAUGUGUAACACGGCUGGUUAGAGUUGUGUUACACGGCUGGUGAGAAAUGUGUUACACAGCUGGUGAGAAAUGUGUUACACGGCUGGUGAGAGUUGUGUUAUACAGCUGGUGAGAGUUGUGUUACACAGCUGGUGAGAGUUGUGUUACACAGCUGGUGAGAGAUGUGUUACACGGCUGGUUAAAGAUGUGUUACACGGCUGGUGAGAGAUGUGUAUUCUUGCCUUAUGAUUGUAAAUAGUGUUCUCAUGUUUGAUUACUAGCGACUAAUCCCCACUCGACUGAUAUGUCAGAAGGUCUUUCCAGUAGUUGCUGUCACGCUAAUGUUGUGUUUUAGUGCUUGCAAUUAAGUGGAAUUCCAUGUGACAGAAUGUCAGAUGCUGAAGCAGAACACUGAUAUUAAGAUAAAAGUUUCAAGCUCAAGUGUUUUUACUGCUGAUUCACAAAAGUGGAUAUUAGAUUUUAGUAGGUUGUGUUUCAUGAUCUGAGAGAUCUUAAGUCAUAUUAAAUUUAUUUGAUUCAUCUUUUUCAAAUAUGAAUAUAAGUCCUUAUGGUUGUGCCUUCCUUGAUGAAAAGAUAUCUUUGUUCAGUUAUCAACUGUCCAUUUUCUAAUGAAUUCUUCACAGUCUAUGCAAAAAAUAUGUUCUCUUAUUGUUUUGUAUAUGUUUACAUACAGUUUUUACCUAGUUUUACAACAGCAUAAAGAUCUGAUUUGUUUUUACGCCUCUAAUAUUAAAAUCUUAGUCUCAAUGACUCUGUUAAAUGCAGUAUAAAUUAGGUACCCAUAUAUUAAGGACUCUGUUAAAUGCAGUAUAAAUUAGGUACCCAUAUAUUAAAUCCUCUACACUAGGUGAAUGCCGAACUCAAGGUAUGUUUGGGGUACUCACUCAACCAUUGCCUUGUAUGCUGUGCAGUAAUUUGUAUGCUGUAAAGUAAUUUGUGAAAGAUUGGUGGAUUCUGGUAAAAAAUACUGAAUUAAUCCACUAAAAGAUACAUAAGAAUGUAUAAUAGUCCAGUCCAAUUAAUAGAAAAUGAAUUUAAUUAAAUAUGAGUAAAAUGUGAGAAGUUUUAUAUAAAAUGAUCCAUUAGAAAUUUAUAUACAAAUGGUCCAAUAUAUAACGGCUCUGAGUUCCAUUGCUAAUAAUGAUAUGCUAUACAGAGCCUUAUGAGUGCUACAGAAGGAGAAGCAUGUCUAUAGUUCAAAUAUUAGUUCUAAUCAGUUUGUGUAAAUGGAUGGUGUGGUCCCCCUGGGGGCAGAAGAUGUGGCCCAAUAAGGUAAAUACAGCCAAAUCUUUAAUCGUUUUUGUUCCAAACAGAAGAAUGGAUCGAAACCAAAUUUGAUAUAGAGUAUCCUUGACCCAAUAAGAUUCAAUGCUGUAUAACAAUAUAUACAUAAUUGAUUUCAGUUGAGAUAAAGGGCCAAUCACUAAAUCAGGGAAAAACAAUUAUCUAGAUCUGAUUAUCUCCCUUGUUAAUAGAUUCUAUUACUCUAGAUCUGAUUAUCUCCCUUGUCAAUAGUCUCUAUUACUCUAUAUCUGAUUAUCUCCCUUGUCAAUAGUCUCUAUUAUUAAAGAUCUGAUUUAUCUCCCUUGCAAAUAGUUUCUAUUACUUUAGAUCUGAUUAUCUCCCUUGUCAAUAGUCUCUAUUACUCUAGAUCUGAAUUAUCUUCCUUGCAAAUAGUCUCUAUUACUUGUUGUAAAUAUCUCCCACUGAAAUUAGCAUCUGUCCUCCUUAAGCAGAGACAUUUAGACAAAGUUUUUGUUCUGUACAUGUCAAUAGGAACAAUAUUCCUGAUGUCUUAACGGUACAAUAUUUCUGAUGGGGAUGGUACAACAUUUCUCAUGUCUGAUCGUACGAUAUUCAUUAAAAUUGUACAAUAUUCCUGGAUCCGAUCAUUAUGGGACAAUAUUUUUUAUGUCUGAUGGUCCAUAUUCCAGAAAAUUGUAAAUAUUCCUGAUGUUUAGCAACACAUAUCCCUGAUGUCUGAAAACAAGGGUUUGCCACUAUUAUCUUGUACAUUGUUUGUAUGAAACCAAAAAGUGCAAUAUAUAUUUUUGAUCUGACUUACACAGUUGUAGACUGAUGAUAAUAUCAGCUAUUUUGUAUCACUUAUAAAAUGUUUUAUUUCGUUUUUUACCUGCUAUAUAUGCACAGAUUGUAGUGUACCAGUCUGCUUUGGUGAAGUGUCAUUAUUUAGUCUCCAUCCCGUGUCUGGUAUUUUUGCGAGAAACUUUAUGAAUGUGAAGUUUGGCUAGAGUUCAUGCAGUAGUUAUCAAUUCAUCAAUGAACAUUUUAAACCAUUUUAUUAUUUCCAGCUGAUCGGUCAUGUUUCGUUUUAAGUGAUAGCUUUUAUUGAAUAUCAUUAUAGUAUUUGUAUAUCAAUAUUUACACAUAUCAAAGUGCAUGGUUUGUGCUAAUACUGGUGGACAUAUUGUGUUUGUAAAUGUAACCAUGGAGAUAAGAGCUGAUUUUCCAGGAAAUUUUUCUCUCGUCUGAUGUAUAAAUGAAACAGUACUUUUUAGGGGCCAGGUGUAUAAGAUACAGGUGUAUUUAUAGGGGCGGCUAAUAUAUAAAUAUAGUCUCUAUGUUUCUUAUGCCAAAGAAGCUUGUGUAAAUCUGGGAGUUGUCAUUUUAUCGGCCAGUUAAUAGAAAUACAGCACUACUUAGACUGUACAUUAAUGAAGAAUAAAUAAAACAAAAUAGCUGGUUUAAAUUUGCUUUCAAGAAAGUGUAAUAUUAUGAAUCGGUGAAGAGACAUUUUAGGAAUAGUGUACUUUAGUUGCUAUGGUGAUCUGAUUUAGAGGUUGAAGUUGCAACUUUAAGGUGAUUAGAGAUUUGAAAGAAGUCAUAUUUACUAUUGUGACCUAACAGGAGGUUGUAGUCAUGGUGACAUGACAGAGAGGAUGUAGUUGCUAUGGUAACCCAACAGGAGGAUGUAGUCAUGGUGACAUGGCAGAGAGGAUGUAGUUGCUAUGGUAACCCAACAGGAGGUUGUAGUCAUGGUGACAUGGCAGAGAGGAUGUAGUUGCUAUGGUGUCCUGCAAGAGGUUAUAGUUACUUAAGUAGUUUGACGUGAUGUUCAAAACAUUUAAAAUGUAAUUCUGUCUCUAUUAAGUUGACUUGCAAAGACUGCUUUUUGACAGUAAAUGUCAAGUUGUAGUCAGCAAAAAGGGUUUAGAUAGGAAUAAUAGAAUACAUCAUACAUUUUGUUGACCACUGAUAUCACUCAGCCUAACAUUCUCUCCGUGCGAGUGUAGAUUUGUAAUUUGUCAUACCAGUAUUUUUUGUAGAUGACAUGUUAUCUGCGUGUUUUUUAUAUGUAAUAGAAUGAAAUAAACAUAUGAACUCCAA